This is a messenger RNA of Dicrocoelium dendriticum, 405 nucleotides long. The record is from the annotation of a GenBank genome assembly. NCBI's taxonomy places the organism in Eukaryota, Metazoa, Platyhelminthes, Trematoda, Plagiorchiida, Dicrocoeliidae.
AUGUUAUAUAUCUGUCUAUUACAGCAGGUCGCUGAAGAGUUUAGCCAUACGGUUCUUCAUAGGAACAAACCUCGUCCCAAAGCGGGUAACGCCGACAGCGAUUGCCACGAAUCUUCUACACAGACCGGUGCAAAAAGAACAUCUGCAAUGACUGGUCCCAGAUUGGCUAACCCUUCAGCCAUAAAGAAGCCUAAACACGGUGGACUGGGCGCAGGUAAUAAGGUGAAGAAUCCGCACGUGUGCGAUUCUCCUGAUGUUGUGGUCAGCGCGGAGCGUUGUCAACUACACACCAAACGACCCGAUGGAGCGCUACCGGACAAACGCAGUAUCAUAAUGCAAGACAAUGGCCUAGAAAGACGCAAAGUAUUUCUGAUUACAGAUAAUUUUUCCUCUUUGAUAUGUUGA